AUGGAGGGUUCUAUGCAAAUUGAGUUAAGAAAUGCAUUGGAACAAGGUUUAGUAGAGAAUGAAGCGUUUAAGAAUGUGGAUAUUCAUUCAUUAAGUAAGAGCAUAGAAGAGGAUUUUCUUAAAGUAAUGUCAGGUAAAGAUAAUAGAAUAAUUCGUCAAAGAAGGUUUGAGCUGAUGAGUAACUUGAAACGUCCAAAUAACUCAGAUUUAAGACGGAGAAUAUUGGCAGGAGAAAUGUCAGUUAGAGAAUUUGUGACAUGCCCUGUAAGUGAAUUGGCACCAGAUUCUGUAAAGCAACAAAGGUUGGAGGAGCAGAAAAGGUAUUUUAAAGAGGAAUGUAUUUUAAUGAUGAAUGACAGAGAUUCUAUUGAAAUUAAUGAGAAAAAAAGAAACAGUAGUUUUGAUGAUAUUAAUGAUGAAAUGACUGAAUACAAUAUUGAAACAUCUAAGGAUUUAUCAGAAGAGUCAGGAAAUGACACUUUAAUGACUAAGAAAAGUAAAAGAUUUAAAAGUGACAAAAGAGUUCUUGAAAUAUUUCCUGAUCUUCCCAUUUCUUUGUCAGUUCCUCCAGAUCUAUCUCAUAUUACUCCAAGAUAUAAUCUAAAUAAAUAUAUCGACAAAUAUAAAGAGAUGAUUAAAGAUGUAAAUAUUCAAAGUGAGCUGAUAAAACAAGCAAAGUUAAGAAUUGUAACAACAACUUAA
Messenger RNA from Cryptosporidium ubiquitum, 702 nucleotides. RefSeq names its product transcription elongation factor TFIIS. The transcript has a single exon. The record is from RefSeq and is a predicted model, not a curated record. Gene Ontology annotation, biological process: DNA-templated transcription. Bases 1 to 702 code for a protein of 233 amino acids. Lineage: Eukaryota; Apicomplexa; Conoidasida; Eucoccidiorida; Cryptosporidiidae.